ACGGCGCGCGCGCAUCCCGCCUUACGCGGGAUCUAAAAAUACUCCACAAACACCCGGGCAACGCUUUCAUGCCCUGUUUAACGCGUGAGGCAUUCCAAAUUCGAAAUCUAAUCGUGACUGCUUUGCCGAUCUAAGCCCAGCUGUUCGUUCCAAAUUUGAAAUUUAAUAGAAUCGCGAUUAGAACCCAGCCGCUUAUUCCAAAUAUUGACACUUAUUCGUGACCAGCUUCUAAUUCCAAAUUCGAAAAUUUGUCGUGUUCCUUGAGUUGCAUUGUAACAGUUUUAAAUAUUUGCGGCUAGUGUUGGGAUUAUUGAUAGUGGUGUUGGGUUUGUCGAUAGUGGUGUUGUAUCGAUGCGGCGAUGUCACCGACAGACAUCGGCGGUGAACUGCCGCAGUGGCGCGGUCGCGGGGAAGGUGAUGGGUGCUCGCAGGCGCUGCUUGGUUGGCUAUAUCUGACUCAUGACCACAACGAUCAGUGGAUUCCAGGGUCGGUAUGGGGUCCUCUCCCGACCGCAGCGCCAGGAUCCAUCCAGGCGCCGUCAGACGACACCAACUCGCUCGCGGAACAGUUGGCAGCCCUGUCGCUCCGCAGGCCCGCUAGGCCUCCGCCACCGGCGUACAUGUGCCACCUCUGCUUCAAGAAGGGACACUACAUCGGAGAUUGUCCACAAGCACGUCCCAAGGGUGAAGGCUUGACGCCAUACCAAGGCAAGAAGCGAUGUUUCGGGGAGUACAAGUGUCCCAAGUGCAAACGUAAGUGGAUGAGUGGGAACUCCUGGGCGAACAAUGGCCAGGACUGUAUCAAGUGCCGUAUCAAUGUCUUCCCUCACAAACAGCGACCUCUGGAGAAACCGGACGGCUUGGAUGUCAGCGAUCAGUCGAAGAUCCACCCGCAGCAUCUCUGCCAGAAAUGCAGAUCUCUUGGAUAUUACUGCCGACGUGAAUAUUAACCUGCAUCUACCUUCUGUACUCCUAGUACUAUUUAAAAAUAUGUUUGUAGUGGUUUUUCUACAGCAGGUCUUUUUUAAAAUGAUCUUUAACAUGAGUGGUGCUUCCAUACAGGAGCUAAAAAGAGUUAGCAAAAAAAAUUGUAUAGCAUAAGAUAUUUGCUACUGUUAGCAAAUAUUAGCGUAGACGCUUAGAUCAUCUAUACGUCUAGACUGUGACAGCUAUGGAAAAAAAAUUGAGUUUGACAGUUAACUUCAAUUUGAGAAAUGCACACACACUAACACAAAGUAACAUACAAAUCGCGAUUGUAAGACGUAGCUUGUCACGCACACUAAGGUAAUAAACCUGGCCUGUUUUCAGCGGUUGUCUAGCAGCAAGAAGCUCUAUCUAGACGUAUAUAUUAUCUAAGCUUAGAAGCAUAUUUAAAUAGGAUUCUGGAUGAGGAGAAUUAAGUAAUAAUGUAGUAGGUACUAUAAUUACACCUUGAAGGGCGUCGUAACUGAAGUGAAAAAAAAAAUGAAAUAGCUGGACAACAGCUGCGGCCACUCAAAAUUCAGGGUUUUUCAAGAAUCCUGAGCGGCACUGCAUUAUAAUGGGGCAGAGCGUAAAUAUCGUAGACCCCUUCUGUCGUGCUGGGGAAUCUUGAUCCGUAGAAAUAAUUAUGUGAAAUAACAGGAAGCACUAAGUGGUCAUUUUUCAUUUUAUUUUAUUUAUAAAGUACUUUAAAAUUUCUUAAAACGGCUUAAUCAUUCAGGUCGCAAGCAAGUACAAGAGUAUACAAAUCAACAAUAAGCGAAAUCAAAGUAGAAUAACUCAAAAGACACCGAAUAUUUCCUUUGAGAGUAUUUUACAUUGAGUUUCCUAAAAUUUCGCUAGGUUGGUUAAGAAGGAAGCAGGAAAUUGCCGAGAAUGAAACCUUAGCUUGUGAGUUUUUUACUGAUUAAUAUUUAGUCAGAACUGCAAUUGUCCUUAACGCACUGAGUGAUGAAUUCUUACGUCUGAAAGGCCUCACCUGAUGCAGGGGCGGGCGUAUCAUAUUAUAGGCAAUAGGCAGUGCCUACUUCGUUAUGAACCUAAAUAUAUAUAGCACUAGUGUUAAAGUUAAUUUACUACCUACGACAGGCAGUCUACAGAUUGCAUAUACGAAGCAAGCAGCGUUUCAUACAAGUUAUGUCUUACUGUAGGACUAUAGCGACGACGACUAGUUAGAUUUACAGUGCCUACCUUGUUGGAAAACCAAUGCACGCCCCUGAUAUUAUGUUUCCUCUUAAAGAAUCAAGAAAACCUUGAAGCGGCAAGACACUGGUCCGCAGACCAUCGCCAAGCUAAGCUGCACCUAGGUAAAUGAGGACAGGACGCACACGUACGCUCAGGCCUCCUAACCCCUAAUACAGGAUGUAUGGAAUGUGAAGCCAUUACUAGAGUUAGAGUGGGAUACCUUAAAGAUCUUAUAUUUGAGCAGGACUUACCUUGUCUGAUUCCUCUGAGAAUCAUACCCCUAUAAAAAGUGUUGAGGAUGUGAUUUUAAACUCUCUUGCAAAGCAAGGGCACCGCUUAAUCGACGAACAGCCUCGAUUUCCACACCUUCGAAGGUAUUCGAGGCUUGCCUGUAAACACUACCGGGGCGCAAUAGAUCCUAGGAUUAAAAUCCCAAUAAAGUGCCAGAAACCCGGGAAACAGCAGUGUUUACAGGAUAUCUAAUAAGAGGUGAUUAUAUCAAGUAAGGAAAUAUUCUACAAUAUUAUAUCAGUAUUUCCACACUUACAAAAUAUCUAAAAAUGGUUAACAUGUUACAAAAAGCUUUUGACUUAAAUGAUAUUAUCUAAACUGCUGUGUGGGAGCACCAUAUCAAGGUCGUUUUCCUGUUUCAUGAUAUUUCUGUAAGAUAAUGGAGUUAUCCAUAGAUUUUUAUUUGUAAUAAUAAUAAAAAAAAUAUAUACCUCCUCUUAAAGCCAAAUAUCUAUACCAAAGUACACCAAAGGAGUGACAGAUCUUUAUUGAAAUACUGACUUACAAAAAUUUAUUAUAGUUGGUAAGUAUAAAAAAGAGAUUGAUAAGGAACUAAUAUUUUGUUUUUCUAUGUUAUAACAGUGGUUUGAAAGUGAGAUGUUUAAGGGUAGCUUCGCACUCUAAAACAGACUUUAAAAAAAGUAAAAUGUAAGUGAAGUCUUUAAUCUCGAACAUUUAAUUUAAAAAUAUAAAAUGGAUCUUUAUCGAUUAUUGCAUUUGUACUUAGAUAUAUUUAAAUACUUCGUUGCAUCUAUUCAUUUAAAAAGAGCGCAUUUAAAAGUCGUUAAAUUUAACAGUGUUAACAGUUAAUGUAAGAUGACUUUGGUUUCAUAUAUCGGUAUCUUUAAUUAAAUGGGUAGAUAUUGCUAUACAUUAUUAGGUAUUUGAAUUUUAGUAAUAAUGUCAUGAUUAAUUAUAUAUUUCGUUAUAGGAUACAAAGUAUAUUGAUAUGUAUAUUUCGACGCAAUUGUUUUUAUUCCAAUUCGUGUUAUAAAGGAAUUAACAUUUUAAUAACACUUUACGUGUUAAUAAAAUGAUUAUUUAUGUAUAUUUAGCAAACAAUAAGUAAAUAAGGUUUUGUUAGUUUUAUUAUAAGGAAAGUAACGUUAUAUUGACAAACUAACAAGUUAUUAAUAUAUUAUGUAUUUUAAUUUUCAAUAAAUCUAGCGCCUUAAAGUAUUUUAUAUUACAUAUUAAUUUUACAAGUUAAGAUACUUGUGUUGUGAUUGUGGUUAUUUCUACGUAGGCGCAAUCAUAAAUACUAGACAUCUGUGAAUUCAAUAUGUGCCAAAUAUUAUUAUAAUUAAUAAAGUGUUAUAUUGAGAUUAUUUAGAAAUAUAAAGUUAAUACUACUUAUUAUAGGUCUUAAAUAAAAAAGGUUAUAAAAUAUUGAGUACUUAGUUGAGGAAUUCAUUAUUAAUCGAAUGAUUUAGAACUUUAUAUUAAAUGUGUUUAAAGAAUAUUAGAAACGAUAUAGACUUUUUUGCUAUAAAGCAGAUAGAAUUACUUACAUAUAUAUAUAGGAAACGCAGUUAAUACAUUUUUAUCAUCUAAAGCUAAGGUAUUUCACUUAACAUAAAUACUUCUCUUAAUAAGUUUGAAAUUAAGUUUAAAAUCAAACAUAAAAAAAUGGAAUUAAAAUAAUCAUUUUAAUUAAAAUGAUUGAUGAUUUCUUGACUACUAACAUUAUGUAUCUAAGAUUUGUCGCUGAAUCAACGGUGCUUUUAAAUGUAAGUUUAAACACAGUUGAAAUGCUUAGAAUAUAAGGACGUAUAUUAUAUUUAUAAAGUGUAUAUUGAAUUAUGGUUAUGCCGUAAUGUCAGAAAAAAUAUCUGAAAAAUAUUAUUUAUAGAAACUCAUUAAGUUUUAACAAUUUCCGAUCACGUCAUAAAAAUAGAAUUUAAUUAUAAACUUACAUUAUUUUCAUAGAUAAUUAAAUACAUUUAAUUAAUUACUUCUAAUGUUACCUAAUUAGAUAAAAUAAUGUAUGGUAUUUCAAAUGUUUUUUUAUUAUAUUAGGUAUAUUUUAUAUUUUAGGAAAAAUAACAAUUUGCUUUUCUUGUAUAGAUAGAAAAAUUCAUCAAUAUAUUCAUAAAAAUAAUAUGAUUCAUAUUAUUUUUAUGAAAUGACAUAAUUCGAAAUUUGUGAAAAUUAACUGUUAGAUGGUUUAUCUAAACUGCUAUAUUUUGGUGUAUUAAACCAUAAUGUGUAUGUAAACCUUUAAGUUUAGGAAAAUGUAAUCGAAAUUCAUUAGUUUUUGUAAAUUAUAGGUUUUAUUGUCUUUGUUAAAUAUAGUUUUUAUUAAAUUUAUACGUUUGUACCUACAUUUAAACGCGUAAUAACAUUAUUUAAUUGAAAUAAAAAGGAAAACAAAUUAAACAAUGCAUCAAAAAUAUAACAAUCGAUAAUAUAUAGCGAAAAGAUACUACGCUUUUUAAGAAAUUAAUUUCUUUAAUAAUAAUUAAAGAAAUGGUAUUUCUAACAAAAUGUAACUGAGAUUAUAACUUAAAAAUUAUCUAUAAUGAUUAUAUAAAACUAAAUUUAUGCUUACGUCCAAAGAUGUUAUAACACAAGUUAUUUUUUUUUGUAAUAACGAGGGUUAUGAGAUUAUUUUAAUAUUUAGUUAUCAAGAUAGAUUUAAUAUUGAAAAAUGUUAUUUGGAUAAAAUGUAAUUUGAAUAUUUCUUUAAAUAAACUUCUUAAUAUAAAA
Molecule: messenger RNA, 5166 nt
Organism: Leptidea sinapis
Lineage: Eukaryota; Metazoa; Arthropoda; Insecta; Lepidoptera; Pieridae
Product: zinc finger CCHC domain-containing protein 24-like
Exons: 4
Coding region: 360-950 (196 amino acids)
Molecular function (GO): zinc ion binding; nucleic acid binding
Source: RefSeq, a predicted model, not a curated record